Molecule: messenger RNA, 2835 nt
Organism: Exaiptasia diaphana
Lineage: Eukaryota; Metazoa; Cnidaria; Anthozoa; Actiniaria; Aiptasiidae
Product: RYamide receptor
Exons: 1
Coding region: 938-2215 (425 amino acids)
Biological process (GO): G protein-coupled receptor signaling pathway
Cellular component (GO): membrane
Molecular function (GO): G protein-coupled receptor activity
Source: RefSeq, a predicted model, not a curated record
GCUUUAAUUAAGUCUCGGUUGCCAUCUCACAUAGGGUUCAUUAUUCACAUUACACACAAUACAAUAGCUUCAUCCAUUAAAAGAAUUAAUUCAGCCAGAAGAUCGAAUCACGGAAGUGUAGUACAAGGCUCCAUUUAAACCAAAGCAAUCUGUUCCAUUCCACCGGCUGCGAGUUUCUAGAGCUUUACUCAGAUACAAGGAUGAUAUUUUUAAGUGCAAGACAUUGAGUCGUUCUGUGAUUGGUCUAGUUUUCAUCCAGCUGGCUGGCGGUGUACUUAAUCAUGUAUUUUCUGCGUAAACUCUCUGGUAGCAGUAUUGGAUAAUGCCUGGGUCUUGUCGCCCACAUUAAGAACGUAAAAUACAUAAUUCCAACAUCGAGUCACAGUUUCAGUUUAACUUCUACAGACUGACUGCGUCCUACACUCUAAAUUAACACUCCUUCUUCCAAAGUUUAUAUUUGUCUUCAAAUUGGAAAUCAGUUGGCUUAUAUCCAUAUCUCCAAGGCCACAAAAGAUAUCGACAAGAACCCCUGCCACGCACCAAAGUUUAUUCCAACUUCUUCACGAACAAAAUAGAACAAMAUAUAAGCAAACAGGAAAUGUUUACAAACGCUCAAUGAACUUGAGGAAGACUUUGAAAAGGGGAGCAAACCGGAAUAACCCAAACUGGAGGAGUCAUACUGGCGCGUUGUGAUCGAAAGACUCAUUCAAACUAACCGAAAAAGGGUUAGCAUUGACCGGAUAACAGGUGAGCUGUCAACCGUUAGCGAAUCCGGCCAAACAAACAAACUAUGAGAUAACUGCGUACGUCAGUAUCAUAGACUUAAAACAAACAUACAAUAUURAAGGCCAAAUAACGCAAACACGGGGUAGCAGWGAGCAAGUGUUCCAGUGAUUGCAAUCCAUUUUCCACUUCACUUUGGAGUGACAUUUACUUGAUGAAUGGACUUGAAAAAAUGGAAAAUGUAUCUGUGAAUAGCUCACGUGCCGAGUCAUUUGAAGAUGGUUUGUAUGAGACAUCAUUGAGUCGGAGUGUUAAACUAGCUCUUUACGGUGCGAUUUUCCUGACAAGUAUCAUUGGAAAUACCYUAGUAUGUUUGGUAGUUUGCCAACAACAGAGACUUCGUACUUCAACUAACUACUAUAUAGUUAAUUUAGCCUGCGCUGACCUUGCAGUCACUCUAAUCUGUAUUCCUUUUGAUGUUGUUGUUCAAGAGAGCAACUACACUUGGCCUUUUGGACAAUUUCUGUGUAGAGUGGUGUAUCCAUUAAUGACAAUGUCUACUUUUGGUUCGGUCGGUACACUGACUGCCAUUGCUCUCAAUAGGCACACAGCCGUUUCCAGACCRAUGCGAGUGCGUGCCAGUAAAAGAGUGGCAAAGAUUGCAAUCGUCGUUAUAUGGACCAUAUCAUUUCUCUUUGUCCUGCCUUACAUUUCAGUCUUAAACGUGAAUCAGAAGUCUUUUUGCGUGGAAACGUGGUCACCUUUGUGGAGCAAAAUUUAUACUGUUUUCAUAUUUGUAUUUCAGUAUGUUAUACCAUUAACAAUAAUUACUAUAGCUUACGUUAUAAUUGGUCUUUUACUGCGAAARAAUCGGCUUAACUUGACGGCCGCUCAUCGCCGACAAGACAAAGAUGUAGCUAAAGUUGCUCGAAUGAUGAUUAUUGUUGUUAUUAUUUUCGCUGUUAGUAUGCUUCCAAAUCAUAUCCUUUGGCUGCAUGGYGAGUUUAGCAAAUCCACAACAAAUACGAGCAAAAUCCGGCGCUCUUUUCUUCACUGGGGAGCCAUGCUUAUUUACGCAAACAGUUGCACCAAUCCUAUUGUCUAUAGCAUUUGUAUAGAAGAAUUUCGUGUGGCCUUCAGGGCCUAUAUUACAAAAUGUUGCAGAGUCACGGAUGAAGACAUUAGACCAGUAAACAGAAUGUUUGAAAGGAUCUCAUUCAGAGGCAAGUCUUWCUCCAGUGAUCGCCUUUUGGGAAGACAGAUAAACAGACGAAAACCUUCGGGUAGUUUCGAUGGGUCGCUGACAGCGCCUCGAAGAGGGAAGCUUUUGCGACCAAACAACAGCCAAUCUACUUUGCGUGAACUUCCAGCUGCUCUGGGGGAGCUAAAGUGGCAGAGCACCACUUUAGGCAAAGCUGGGAAAAAACAUGAAAAACCAAAACACUUUAGGAAACUUAGCAGCAACAAUUCUCAUAAGGUUACUAGAGUGUAAUAUCACUUCCUAUAAAGUAAAAAAGAAAAACUACUUCUAAGUAUUAUUGCGCCGUGUGAGAUCAUUGCUUUUUUUAUUGGAAAAUAAUGUGUUAAAUUUGAAAAUGAGCAUCGACAUCAAUUUGGAGAUGAAAGCUCACAUUUAAAAACACCUCUAGCAGAUGCUAAAAAACACAGGAGAGAUUUUGAUGUUAAUUUUGUCAACAUUGGUAAUAACUGAGUUCAUGCCGUGUUCCUAGUAAUAGCAAAUACCAAUGAGUGACACAAUAACAACACAAUUUAACGUCGCCUSAAGCAAAGAAAUUUUAACGUCCUUGUAAURUUCUCACAACUCACAGCAGCUUGUUAUCCUGGAGAUUGACAAAAACACUAAACAAGGGUCAGCAUGGAAACAUCUUUAAUUCAAAAUACGAUUURAAAUGGCUUUGCAGUGUUAUUUCUGUUAAAAAUGAGAUUUUUUUAUCUGUUCAGGCAUUUCAUUCAUAACUUAUACGUGUGAGGUAAAAAUCUGAUGCUCGGUUUCAUUGUUAUAUCGUUGAAGAUUUUUUAAUACUUCUCUYCUUUAAGUAUUUUAUGAAUUUCUUUUUCGCGGAUUUUUUUUCCAACAUUUAUUAUUCAAGC